AAAAGCAUCAGAUACUCCUUGUUGAAUCUGCUGAUAGACUAUUGGGUAUCUGAAUCCAAGAACAGACAGAAGGCAAAGGACAGAUCAUGGCACGAGUAUCACCAGGGCCCUGGCUCCUGAUCCCAUACAAACUCUCCCUUCUACACUACAGGAGACUUGAUCUGAACGUCCUUUUACACCUGCUUUUCUGAGAGUGUUGAUUCGUAGAGGCCGUGAAGACAGGCAGGUGGCAUAGCCAAUGGGGCAACCAGCUGGGAGAUUCUAAGGAGUAGAGCAGUUGGUGAGGAAGGAGAGGUUUCCCGUUGAGCACCAGGUUUUAAUGGGACAGAACAGAAGAAACAGGGUUUCAGAUCUGUGGCAGCAGAAGCAGGCCUAAGACACCUGGACAGAUGGUCCAGACAGGAUCCACUCCUCCAGCUGCUGGAGUGAGAGCCUGUGCUUUUAGCCCCCAGUCAUCACAUGUUCCUGGAGAUUGGAUGCUUUAAUUUGAGCUGACUGGGAUUUGGCCACAAAGCUGUCUCCGAAGGAAGAAAAGCAAGGAUCUGUGGGUCUGGACACCAACUGUUUUAUUUCCCACGAGAGUUGGCAGGGAGUUCUCCUGGUCUCGGAUUCCGUGGUGCGGUGAGAGUCUGAAGAGAUGGCUGCAGCAGCAGUAGCUGGACUGAUCCCUGUGCUACACUCAGUGGCUGGUGACAAAUCCGGCUACUACAUUGGGCGGCAGCUGUGGUUUGGCUUCAUUGCCGUGUACGGAGUGGUGGUGUACGUGGUCCGCAUGCCCUGGGCCUCCAUCCAUGAAGAUUUCUGGUGCCAUGGCAACAUCACCAAUCCUUGUUUGAUUGAGUGUUUUGAAAAACGUUUUAGCAGUCCUGUAGUGGGAACUUGGUACUUCUUUUUCUUUAUUUUCUUGGCCCUCUUCUUCCUCAUGGAAUUCUUCAUGGCUCAGAUUCGGCACAAGCAGAUCAAAGCCAAGUCUGUGGAGUCAGUGGCAAGUGAAAUGGAGGAGGGCUCCAUGGUGGGAAUCCAGGAACAUGUCCCUUCCCCAAAGAAGUCCAUUCUGAACUUCCACCAAGAGAAGAUGCUUUUGCUUUUGUACCUUCUUUACUUCCUCCUGCAGGUUGGUGCACAGUGUGUGUUUUUAUUCCUUCUCAUGUGCCAACACCUGCCCCUGGUAAACCAAACCAUCAUUCACUGCAGCACUGAGAGCUGCCCUGGGCCCUAUUUCUGCCUGAUCAGGGGUACUAUGGAGAAGCGAAUGUCCAUCUACACCCUCAUCACCUUAUCCUUCAUGAUCGUCCUCUUCUGCUCAGGUUUCUUCAUAUACAGCAUCCAUCAUUACCUGUUGAAAGGGCUUGCCAGUGCUAAGUUUUGGCUUGACUAAUUUUGGAAGCUUUUACUGAGAGUCUUUCCUCCCUUACACUAGGAAGUUUGUGUGCCUUUAAAUAUUGUGUCUGGGGUGGGGCUUCCUCUUGCUAACUUUCUUUGCUUUAGUCCUUCAUGAAAUAAACCUUGGUUGUU
Messenger RNA from Ailuropoda melanoleuca (giant panda), 1515 nucleotides. RefSeq lists its product as uncharacterized. The transcript is spliced from 2 exons. NCBI's taxonomy places the organism in Eukaryota, Metazoa, Chordata, Mammalia, Carnivora, Ursidae. Bases 638 to 1378 code for a protein of 246 amino acids. The record is from RefSeq and is a predicted model, not a curated record.